AUGCCAUUGUCUGAUUGUGAAGUUCUGAACACCGGCUACAGUCACCAGCUCCCUAUCAAGUCCGGCAGCCCUAGGUCCCGAGGACUGAAUCCUUAUCAAAAGCUACUCAGACGAUUUUACGAGCCAUUGUUCCUCUUGGAGACCCUAGGUCAAGCACGUGGAGAACACGUCACUGCCGUCCCUGUGAUGGAUCCGCGGAUAGCACAUCGGCGGAAGUUCUUGCAGAACCUCUCAUAUAUUUGUGACUUUGAAAAGGGCGGCAAUUCAUGCACUGCAAUCGGGGUUGAAGAAAAAGACACAUACUACAAAUUUUGGGUCGCUUCAAAUUCAGUCAAUCGGAAGGUUGUUGAGUUUCUAGAGUCUGCUCUGAGCACUUUGAAAAUCGCUGGCUCGCAUGGCCCAACCGAGUCGGAGCGCGAUAAGAUAGAUUUCGUGGAAUUCUGCAUACGGUUUGCAUCCAGUCGCGUGAAGAAAGAGACUCAAAGUCUAUUUCGGGCAGUCAAAGCAUGCUAUUCCAGACAGAAUCAGUGGAAUACAGACCCAUCGGCCCAUAUUCGAGCACCUCAACAGCUUUUUGAGGAUGCUGAGACUUUGGACUAUAUGCUUGAGUCGUGCAAAGUUGAUUACAUUGAACCAAUUCCUUCUGUACCACAGCCAAUAUUUGACUCGCAAACCACGCUGGAGGGAAUCCUUAACCGAAUGCUCAAGGAGAAUGACCCGGAACGGCUGGAAAUUGAAAGAAAACUUCUCUACAUGAAUAUGGGAAACGGCAUCCUUGAAAAGCUCAACGAACAGUACCAGCGCUGCGUGCCACAGGUUCAUGCUGAGGUGCAGGUUCUCGAGCACUUUUACAAGAAGAAAUUGCACUUUGUGGAUGCUGACCGUUACAUUGCUUGCAGUAAGCCUUCUUGUGUUUGCUGUGAAAUGUAUUUCAAGUACCACCCAGCUCGCAUGGUCGCGCCUGAGUGUCAUCGCAAGGUGUGGAUCAAGUGGAGUCCACCUUUAGUGAAGGUUUUCACAAAGAAUCUUCCGGACUUUAAGCAGCAGCAACAAAUCAUAAAUAAGAUGACUGAAGACAUACGAAGUGAUGUUAUCGCACAAGUUUUGGAACAAUCGUCACCAAGUCGCUGGCAUCCAGAUUCUCGAACAGGAAUCACCGAGAACCGGCUCUCAAGUUCGAACCAAGGCCCAUUUCCAGAAAAAGAAGACUUGAGCAUCAGGGCUUUGGGGCGACAGGUAGCCAAAAGUGCUGCAAAGCUAGCUAUUGAGGUUUUAGGUCAGCCUGAUGGUAUCGAGAAUCUAGAGAAAGAUUCCGAUUCGGAUGAUGGGGGAGUUCCGAUUCACGUUUAA
This is a messenger RNA of Penicillium nucicola, 1350 nucleotides long. RefSeq names its product nucleic acid/nucleotide deaminase domain-containing protein. The transcript is spliced from 2 exons. The record is from RefSeq and is a predicted model, not a curated record. Lineage: Eukaryota; Fungi; Ascomycota; Eurotiomycetes; Eurotiales; Aspergillaceae. Bases 1 to 1350 code for a protein of 449 amino acids.